Phasianus colchicus (ring-necked pheasant) is the source of this 2629-nucleotide messenger RNA. Its product is annotated as ketosamine-3-kinase-like. The record is from RefSeq and is a predicted model, not a curated record. Lineage: Eukaryota; Metazoa; Chordata; Aves; Galliformes; Phasianidae.
UUGAGGGCGGGGUGCGUGUGGCGAGCCUCUGGUUCGGCGCGGGGGGUCGCGGGGUUCUGUGAGAGCGGCCGCUCCUUGGAGGCGGGCUGGGCUCGGCCUCUUUGUGAGGUGGGGGGGCGGGUUGUCCGGCUGGCCUCAGGCGGUAGCCGGGUAAGCAGCUGGAGUCCAGGAGCUGGCCUGCUGCUGAGCUCGGAGAUCUGCUUGCUUUGCCAGCUUGUGCCCCUGCUGCUGGUCCGGGUGCAGGGCAGGAGCAGUGCUGGUAUCGCUGCAGCUGCACGUAUGGUGGAAGUGUCCAGAGCGAGCUGUAUUGGGCUAGAAGAAUGUUUGAGGGAGAAAUGGCAAGUCUAGAAGCCAUCCUGAAAACAGGGACAAUAAAAGUGCCUAAACCCAUCAAAGUUAUAGACCUGCCUGGGGUCAGUACUCUGUUUGUGAUGGAACAUUUGGAAAUGAGAGGCUUAAACAGGCAUUCAUCAAAGCUUGGAACACAACUGGCUGAUCUCCACCUUCAUAACCAGCAACUUGGAGAGAAACUGAAGAAAGAAGAGAGCACAGUUGGUAAAGGGCAAGGGCAAAUGGAAGUCCAGUUUGUGGAUCAGUUUGGCUUUCAUACAGUUACCUGCUGUGGCUAUCUUCCACAGGUGAAUGACUGGCAGGCUGACUGGGUCACUUUCUUUGCCAGGCAAAGAAUCCAGCCCCAAAUGGAUAUGAUUGAAAAGAAUUCAGGAGACAGGGAAGCAAGAGAACUUUGGGCACGACUUCAGCUGAAGAUACCCAGUUUGUUCUGUGAUGUAGAAAUUGUUCCUGCUCUCCUGCAUGGAGAUCUCUGGGGAGGAAAUGUUGCAGAGGAUGAUUCUGGUCCGAUUAUUUUUGAUCCAGCUUCCUUCUAUGGCCAUUCAGAGUAUGAGCUUGCAAUAGCUGGGAUGUUUGGUGGUUUCAGCAGUUCUUUUUACUCUGCUUAUCACAGUAAAAUUCCCAAAGCUCCAGGGUUUGAAAAGCGUCUAAAGCUUUAUCAGCUUUUUCACUACAUGAACCAUUGGAACCAUUUUGGUUCAGGGUACAGAGGGUCUUCUCUAAACAUUAUGAGAAAUCUGGUAAAGUGACUUCUUGCUCAAGCAGGAUGCUGCCUGUGUUGCUUGGAUAAGUGUACACUUGGUGAUGCAACUACAGGGGUGGCAAUGUUAAAAUAGCUAUUAGAUCCUCGACCCCACUGCCCAGCUUAAGACCUAGAAUCAGUGAGUCCUACUGAGUACCAGAUAUGGCAUAUUCUCCCUUUUUAGCUGUUUUAGUUAGAGAGGGAAAUGGAGGAGUUUAUUUGGUUGUAUAAAAGAUCCACUGAUGUCAAGAAGGCAUUGUGUGCUUGAGACUAGGCAAGUUAAUAGAAAUGAAAGCACUCAAGUGUAAAUUAUUUGGAAGAAGAUUUCUUAGGGACCAGUUGCUCUUAAGAGUAGAGAAAUGCCAGGGAUUGCAUUUGUACUCUAAUGGAAAAUAUUAGAGGAGUGUUUGUGAAAUGGAAAUCUGCUUUUCUUAAUUACUGAGCAGAUGGCGAGAAAAUUUGCUCCUUGCUUUUUGCUGUUCCUCCUUCCUGUUCCAUGAUAGAUUGCUCAGAUCCCUUCAAGUCUUAAUUUCCAGUUAGGUGCGUGGAAACAGUAUUAACAAAAUAUUUGGACAGCCAACAAGACAAUUUUGUAAUUGAAACUGUAAAAAGGGAUUUGGACUUGUUAAUCAUUUUGUUAAUGCAAUUUCAUUGGAUGGAAACUGCUUCUCAUUCUGUUGAAAAGCAGUGUGAAAUUUAUAUUUUUCUGACGUGCAUUUUGAUGCCACAUGACCUUCCUGUAGGCUGUUCUGUGCUUGCCAGUCAGCCAGUUCCCACCUAGAGUAAUUUUAUUUUCACUGAAACUAGCUCUAUUUUCUGAGUUAUACUUUUGUCUGAUAGCAUGCAUUCUUAAAGCAGAAUUUCUCAAGUAAGACACUCUACUUGUGUAUAUCAUGUGAAGAUGUGCACCUUCCUGUUAAUGACAGAGUACUUCUUGAUUGCUGUCAUUGCCCACAGGCUAAUGCUAUCAAACUGUACAUUCCUCACAUAAAUUAUGUAGUUUAGCCUACAGGUGCCCUAAGUUAACUUAUUUUUUUCAGUACCCACUAAGUGCACUUUUUAGCUCUUGGGAUAAGAGACAUGGAACCAAAAGAAGUUCAGAUGUAAUUUACAGAACAGCAACUCUUCAUCACUGCCAGAAAUGAUUUAAUGAUAGCUUUGCAGAUUAGCUACUUGUUGUACUUGCAAGAUAAUACUAAAACCCUGCUGUUUUUUAUAUAGGCUGGUAAUGAAAUUGCAGUGCAGGAGUGCCAGGUAUGUGAGAUAAAUGCAUGACUCCUAACAUAAACUUUAAGUGUUUGGGAAUGAUUUGAAUUAAAAAUAUUUUUCACUGGAUAUUGAAAGAUCAUUGAAAGUUUUCUAGUUGUUGGUUUUGCAGUUAUUUGUAAGGAUUGGAAGCAAUUUUAGGGAAGACAAUCACUUGAUAUAACUUUGCAUAGUUCUACCACUGUACUCAUUGGCUGUUGAACUUUUGCUGCAAAAAGUUGUAAAGCCUUGCUUGGUAGAAUAGCUGUUCCUUUUGUCUUGUUUCAUAAU